This is a messenger RNA of Fusarium graminearum PH-1, 1065 nucleotides long. RefSeq lists its product as uncharacterized. The record is from RefSeq and is a predicted model, not a curated record. The transcript has 5 exons. Gene Ontology annotation, cellular component: nucleosome. Gene Ontology annotation, biological process: nucleosome assembly. NCBI's taxonomy places the organism in Eukaryota, Fungi, Ascomycota, Sordariomycetes, Hypocreales, Nectriaceae. Gene Ontology annotation, molecular function: DNA binding; structural constituent of chromatin. Bases 127 to 849 code for a protein of 240 amino acids.
AACCCAUUAAACGUCUUCCAGUUCUUUCAAUCGUCUUAAACGUCUCUUUCGCGUCUUUUAUCUCACCUCAAACGCACAUAUCACUCGUCUCUACACAAACCGCAUAAACUUCAACAACCCGUUACAAUGCCUCCCAAAGCCGCCGCCGCUCCCAAGAAGGCCUCUGGCCAUGCCAGCUACCAGGACAUGAUCACUGAUGCUAUUGUCAACCUCAAGGACCGAAAGGGCUCCAGCCGCCAGUCUUUGAAGAAGUAUGUCAAGGCCAACAACGCUCUCAAUGUCACCGACAACAUGUUCGACUCCUUGUUCAACAAGGCCCUAAAGGCUGGUGUUGACAAGGGUGUCUUUGAGCAGCCCAAGGGGCCUUCUGGUGGUACCAAGCUUGCCAAGAAACAGCCCGAGCCCAAGAAGGCUGCCGCCCCCAAGAAGGUUGCCGAGAAGAAGGACAGUGCUGAGAAGCCUGCCGCUAAGAAGCCCGCUGCCAAGAAGGCUGCUGCGCCCAAGAAGGCUGCCACUGAGAAGAAGGCCGCUGCCCCCAAGAAGGCUGCUGCCGAGAAGAAGACUGCCGAGAAGAAGACUGCCGAGAAGGCCGAGAAGACAGAGAAGGCCGAGAAGGCCGCUCCUGCCAAGAAGGCUACCACUGAGAAGAAGGCCGCCGCUCCUAAGAAGGCUACUGCUCCCAAGAAGACCGCUGAGAAGGCCGAGAAGGCCGAGAAGGCCGAGACAGCUCUCACAAAGACCAAGGCUGGCCGCGUCACAAAGACCACAAAGGCUGCCCCUGCCAAGAAGGCCGCAGCACCUAAGAAGGCCGCGCCCAAGAAGGCUGCUGCUGCUGCUGCCAAGGCGUAAUCUGACGCUGAGCAGUAUUGAACUUUAAAUUAAUGACGACCACGGCGUUAAAGGAUCUGUUCACGGCUAGGGCACGGGAAGUACGGUUACUGGAAUUUCGAUGGUUUGGUUUGGAGCGGGAUUAUUCGGCUGUUUAUUUGCGCACGUACGCGAAGACAAGACUCGCGUCUGUAUGGUUCUACCCUCAGCCAUCUCAUGUUUUGGAGAUGGUACACU